GCCUCACUCCGGUUGCAGUUGCUCUUGCGACGCGCUCAUAAAAAGUUGCCCUCCAGCAUCUAUCUGCUUGCAAGCUAGAUUCAAAGGUUGAGUUGUAUUUAUACGGCCUUUGUCUUCUAUGAACAAUGGCGCAACGUGAUGGCGGAGAAGGCCGUUCUUCUCAUGUUCGCUUUGCGGAGAGAGAAGAAGUCAUCGUGCAACGGCGACCAUACCGUCAGGACUCGAGAGGCCACGCAAGACGCGGGACACAUGAAAGCGCCGAUGGCCCUGUAAACGAGAGACAGCGCUACCGGCGCGACAGCGGUGACAGACCUAGCCCGCGCUCGCCAGUUCGUCUCGAGUCGCCGGUGACCAGAACCAGACGAACACGCGUCGUUGAGGAAGUACCCAUCCGAGACGCCAACGAGGAUGUUGAACCCACUACUGUCUAUGAAAUGGUGGAGGAGACGAGAAUCACCGAAUCUCCUCCGCCUAUCGACGAUGCGUGGGAUGAGAUACCACAUCGCAGACCGAGUCGUCCACCCUAUGACAAUGAUUGGGACCAGAGACCGAAUCCCAGAAUGGGUCGUCCAGUCUACGGGGAUAACGAUGCCGACUUAGACCGCUAUUCCUACGGUGAUGCAAUCAAGCCUAGAUCCAGGUCCCGAUCCAGGUCACCAACCUAUUCUCGAUUCGAAGACCCAAUGGCAGAAAGGUACGCCUCUGGACGCAACCGCUUUCCCUCAUACAUUGCCGAUCAAUACGGUGCACAACGGCCCUAUCGACGGACCAGUGCAUCUAGUGAUGACUGGGAUCCCUACGAUAAGUUCAGCUUGGACCUUAUGUCCCAGUCCAUCACUGAAUCAUCAAAGGAUGGUGAUUCUGACACUGAGUCACCGGAGACGGAUGAAAGGGUACCAGUGAAGGAUGAGAGAGGGAAGCCGAGGACUGCUCAUGCUACGGCUGUCAAGACCUCACAGUACACAGGGAAUGCCGAGCUUGGUGGCUUACACAGCGCGACACUGACAGCAGUGCAUGGCACCAACGACCGCAAACAGUCUUUGUUUAGGUGGCUACAUGUUCGCCAAGAGGUUAUGAACUUUGAGGAGCUAUGGAUGGAGAUAUCCUGCGUGUCUGGCCUCUCUGACCUGGAAAAGCGCGCGGUAACGAGACUUCGAGGAGACGUCAAGAGCUCUCUUAAAUCGCGACAUAACCCCAAAGGAGCGAAGGUCGGCUACGUCGAGCCUCGAUCUAUCGAGGUUCCUCUUAAAUCACUGACAAAUAAGAACGCGACGAGGGAAGCGGUCACAGGGUCAGCUAGAUGGAUCUGCAUACCAUACUUUUCUCUCGAUCAAUACUCGGGUUUGCUCUCGGCAUCCAACUUGUCCUUGUUUCCGGCUCAGACUUUACUUCAAGCUCAAUACUCUCGCAGCACUCUUCAGAGGGACAUGGAGCAAGCGGUCUGCCAAUUAGGGAAUGCUAAACGCGGAGAGUGCUUUCACAUAGCCCAGCUGUGGUGUGUCGUCAUUGACAACAGUCUACUGGUAACUUGUGGAACUAUGUCUCAGUCUGAUCUGCAAGGAGAUAUAUUAAAAGUCAACGCUGAGCCUUCUCGAGAUCUGACAACGGACAAUCAAGGCAAAAUCCUGGUUUCUUACGGUGACUCCGUCGCUUGGUCUUUGGCAGCUGACGAGUGCCAAACAUGGUUUGCUUUUACCUCGAAAUUCCAAGCCUUCUGGCCUAAGAAUAUUGAGUUCUGGCAUCAAGACCACAUCAUAACAGCUGCGAAGUGGCCCAGGAUCUUGCGACUAGUUUCACAUGCCCAGUCGAGUGUCAAAAUCACACUGAAAAUAGGAUGCCUCCCUGAUGUACCUCCGCGCGCGGUCCUAAAGCCAGAGACUGAGAGUGAAACAACCUCUGGGGAUGAACAGAGAGAGAGCGACACUGACGAUUUCAUUCACGUCAUGAUGUUACCCCAGACGAAUCGCAAAGGUGCCUCCGCUUUUGCCAAAAGCAGUACAGUCAAGACACAGCUUGAUUCUGCCCACAUGUUCUUGAUGCAGGACACGUCAUAUUCGAAUCGAAGCGCGUACAAAAACUGCAAACCGGGGACAAGAAAGGAGUGCCACGCAUAUCUUGAUUCGCUCGCAAGUAUUGUCGAAGCUGACGGUACCGAUAAUGUGCGGCGUGCGUAUGAGGAGAAAAUCGACAUCUUCAACACGACGGAGACUUUGUAUAGAUUCUUCCUCCCGCGGGACUUUGAGGAUCCAACAUCAGGCAAAUUCUGGGGAGCCAUCAGAAACAUGCUGGAGUUGAAACAAUUACAACCAAACUACACGCACGCGAUUACUGAUAAUACUGUGCCCCAAAUCAGAAGAUUCUUGAGGAACCUCACACCGAGCCUUAUUGCGUUCCAGAACAUCAUGUCUCAUGCAUCCGAAUCAGAGCGUGAUGGUGUGGAGGCACCGCGGGAGUUCGUGACUGCAUGGUUGUACGUGGUCAUGGGCAUGGUCUACGGUUCCCAGGACCACAGCCGAUGGAGCAGUCGGACAUCUCGGAUGAGAGAGCUGCUCGAGCAGGGAAUGAAGAAACUAAUGCAUUCGCUCCCCAACAAAAGCCUGCUAGAGAGGACCAGCAUGAUGCCCCUUGAGGUUCUUUCAUUGGUGACGUUUGGCCUACUUCAGGAUCAGGUUGGGAAGUCGGAUGAUAUCUGCGAGACCUACUCGCAGUACCUCAACUCACUGGAAAAUUCGAUCAUGUCGAAACAGUCAGACAGGUCCUACCAGCAUCGGAUUGAUCUUGUGCAGCAAGAAAUCUCGGCCGUUAAGCGCACGCUGAAGAGGCAGCGGAACAUCAUCUCCAACAUUCGAAACUCCCUCACAGCCCUCGACACUCACAAGAUAGUCUUACAGAAUAGAGAAGAGGCGGCCAUACGGAGGGAGAAGGAGAGGGACAGGUAUACAGAUGCAGCUCCUGGCCCUCCCCCUCCUCCCCGAUCACAAUACGCAUUGAGGCCUGGCUUAGAGGAAAUGGCGGUUAUCCGACCCGCCAACGAUUAUAUGGGUCUCGACGACGAGUUUAUUCAGGAAAUUUCAUCGGCAUCGAAGCUCUCUUCGACAGACGCGGGUGGCCUCCGCGGGUUGUUCUUCAUGGAAUGCUCACGGCUCAUCGAGCAGCGCGAGUUCGAGUUCUGGAGGUACACAGACUACGCCAACGACCUUGAGCGAGCCAUCAAUUUCAAGAUGAGCUUCGCCAAGGACCGACAAGAGAACGCCAUCUUCGCCUUCACGCUCGUCACUAUCGUGUUCCUGCCGAUUAGUACGGUCUCAAGCAUCUUCGGCAUGAACACAGCCGAUGUCCGCGACAUGGAGUCCUCGCAGUGGCUGUACUGGUCCGUCGCACUACCGCUGACGCUGGUUGUCAUCGCCGCGGGACUUUGGUGGAUGGGCGAACUGGGCAACAUUGCUCGGUGGUUUAUGCGCAAGCCACGAGAGUCAUCAUCGCGGGGCGUGUACGGAGGGCCCGUCAUGAUGCCCCAGCCGGUCGAUCAGUCCUAUCUUACACCGGCUAGUAUGCCUGGUCCUAUGAUGAUGAAUUAUGGUGCAGCCCAGUAUGUCCCUGGCACCAAUCCCGGCAUGCAACGGGUCAGGACCCAGGAGCACUAUGCACCGACAUCUGUUUGGCAGGGCCGGGCGCGUUCUGAGGGAUACUGAUAUAGUGUUGGGAGCUGACGGGGGGGAUUUUGAAAUCACUUGUUCGGAUAGAGAUCAGAUGAACUUGGACAAUAAUAAAUUUCAGUUUGCCUCAACUCC
Ilyonectria robusta is the source of this 3791-nucleotide messenger RNA. RefSeq lists its product as uncharacterized. The coding region runs from base 126 to 3692 and encodes 1188 amino acids. The record is from RefSeq and is a predicted model, not a curated record. Gene Ontology annotation, biological process: transmembrane transport; metal ion transport. Lineage: Eukaryota; Fungi; Ascomycota; Sordariomycetes; Hypocreales; Nectriaceae. The transcript is spliced from 9 exons. Gene Ontology annotation, cellular component: membrane. Gene Ontology annotation, molecular function: magnesium ion transmembrane transporter activity; cobalt ion binding; cobalt ion transmembrane transporter activity.